Messenger RNA from Erpetoichthys calabaricus (reedfish), 2746 nucleotides. Its product is annotated as nucleotidyltransferase MB21D2. The record is from RefSeq and is a predicted model, not a curated record. The transcript has 2 exons. NCBI's taxonomy places the organism in Eukaryota, Metazoa, Chordata, Cladistia, Polypteriformes, Polypteridae. Bases 422 to 1936 code for a protein of 504 amino acids.
GUGGCGUACUGCCGUGCAGAUGCCAUCGCAUUCUGUGCCGAACAUCUGGGCUGAGCCACUGGCAGAGCAGGGGGAGGAGCUCGAACGGGGGCUUGCCCGGCCCUUUAAUUGUGCGCAACGCUGUGGGCGAAAAACGAGGGGCGAAGUGGCCGCUUGUUGAUUCCGCACUGUUGAGAUUCACCAGAUCUUCUUUACUUUGCUAGAGGCAGGUAGACGCAUCUGAGCCCAACGCCGAAGCCCAGGUAAUUCUUAGCUGUGCAGCUCGGGGAAACGUUCUGGAGGAGGGGACGACGAAUCACCGCCGAGCUGUGUUUCUCGAAACGGACGAAGGAAAGCAAAGAACCGGAGGACGGGCGAGAGCAGCCUGCGCUUCUCUCUGCUUGUUCUCUCCUCCCGUGUUGCGGAUUUCCCUUCGUUGAAGAUGGCGGCCCCGAUGCUCUCCGGCAGGACAGGAUCUGUCAGUAACUCAGCUAUGAACACCGGACUGAACAAUAAUAACAAGCCGGUCGGCGGCUUCCCGGAGCUCGACUUCAGGUCUGGGGCGCGCAUGGAGGAGCUCAACCGGCUCAUCCAGGAGUUCGGCAAGCACGAGCAACGCGAGUACGAUGAUCAGCGGGCUCUGGAGAUCCAUACGGCCAAGGACUUCAUCUUCUCAAUGCUGGGUAUGGUUCAAAAACUGGACCAGAAGCUACCAGUUGCUAAUGAGUACCUGUUGCUCUCGGGAGGGGUCCGAGAGGGUGUGGUGGACAUGGACUUGGAUGACCUCAACAUCUAUGCUAGGGGCACUGAUUAUGACAUGGACUUCACUCUAUUGGUCCCUGCACUGAAGCUUCAUGACCGCAACCAGCCAGUGACACUGGACAUGCGCCAUUCUGCACUUUGCCACUCUUGGCUAAGCCUCCGUCUUUUUGAUGAGGGAACCAUAAACAAAUGGAAGGACUGCUGCUCCGUAGUAGAUCAUAUCAAUGGAGCUACGAAUUACUUCUUUUCACCCACCAAAGUCGCUGACUGGUUUCAUGACUCAAUCAGCAUGGUGUUGGUGGAAAUUCAGAAGAAGCCUCAGCGGGGAAUGCCCAAGGUGGAGAAGGUAGAGAAAAAUGGGACAAUAAUCUCAGUUAUCUUGGGUGUGGGUAGCAGUCGCAUGCUCUACGAUAUUGUCCCUGUUGUGUCCUUUAAAGGUUGGCCAGCAGUGGCUCAAAGCUGGCUGAUGGAAAACCAUUUUUGGGAUGGCAAGAUAACUGAGGAGGAGGUCAUUAGUGGCUUCUACCUUGUGCCUGCUUGCUCAUUCAAAGGGAAGAAAGAAAAUGAGUGGCGACUGUCCUUUGCCCGGAGUGAAGUGCAGCUCAAAAAAUGCAUCUCAGGCAGCCUCAUGCAAGCCUAUCAGGCUUGUAAAGCUAUCAUUAUCAAGCUGCUAUCAAGACCAAAAGCCAUUAGUCCCUAUCACCUGCGUAGCAUGAUGCUGUGGGCUUGCGACAGACUCCCUGCCAGUUACCUUUGCCAAGAGGACUAUGCUGCCCACUUCCUGCUUGGCCUGAUCGAUGACCUUCAGCACUGCUUAGUCAAUAAGAUGUGCCCCAACUACUUCAUCCCUCAGUGCAACAUGCUGGAACACCUGUCCGAAGAGACUGUGAUGCUUCAUGCUCGUAAGCUGUCAUCAGUGCGGUCCGACCCCUUGGAACAUCUGCGUACGGCCAUUGAGCACGUCAAAGCCGCCAACCGCCUGACUUUGGAUCUUCAGCGGAGAGGCAGCACCUCAAGCAUUCCUUCACCACAGUCAGAUGGCAGCGGCAGCACUGGAGACCACCAACCUGAUGACCGCCUUGCAAAGAAGUUACAGCAGCUGGUGACAGAGAAUCCUGGAAAGUCCAUUUCUGUGUUCAUAAACCCUGAUGACGUCACAAGGCCACAUUUUCGCAUUGAUGACAAAUUCUUUUGAGACUAUGUAGCUUGCCACAUUUGCUGGAAUUCUGUGUCUUUCACUGUCUUACUUUGUCUGCUGUGUAUGUGUACAUGUUUUUUGUUUUUAAUUAUUUUUUUUCUUCCUUUUUUAUGUGUCUAGUUCAAUUUCCAGCUGCACUGUCUAUGUGCUUGGGAUGAUAAAGUGUUGGUGAGGGGUGGCCUGUUAGCUUUGAAAGGAGAACUUGGAUGGACCUGAAAGAUGGAUGCAUAUUUAUGGAGGUGGUACCAUGUUUCUCCAAAUUACUUGGUACUGUGCUUUGAAGGAGCAUCACUCCCCCUUUGCCUCUAGGGCAGCUAGUGCACCUUGUUUUUGGCACUGCACGGUUUAAAUAUAAAACUUAGUAGCUAAUGACUUAUGAUAUUUUUUAACAGAAAAGUCCUCAUCAAGUGCAAUCGGAAUACCCAUGAAAGGGUCAGUACUGCCUCCUUUUUUCAUGACUCUUCACAAUCCUGAAUUACAUGCAUAACUUAGCAAAUGGACGGACGCUUUUUUUAAUAAUUUGUUGGUGCUUACGGAUUUAAAUCUAGCCAGUGACAUGAAGGCCUGUCUGAACAAUCGAAAGUAAGGUCUGUCAAAAUGGGGGCAGCAAAGUUCUCCUUUGCAAAGCAGCAUCCUUGUGUUAUUUUAUCAAAUGGGGAGAAAAGUGUUAAUGCAGGGUGAGUGGUACUUACAACAGAAACAGAGAUGUACAUUUGAUUUUUUUUAUUUAUUUGCAGAAGCUAAGAAUAAAGAUGUGCUUUUUUUAUUAUGCAAGUUAAGUUAAUAAAGUCCACUGCUCUCAUAAAA